AAAUGUCUCACUGUGCAAAUACUUUUGGAGUUCACUGUUACUCUGCACAUAAAAGAAAGAUGCAGCUGACAAAUCUACUGAUCUCAAUUCUUGUCUCAUUUGCAACUCUCCAACAGAUAAAAUGCAUGAUGAAAGAAGAAUGUGAUGAACCUAAACCAAUACUCUUAGAUCUGGCUGAAGAUUCCCUACGUGAUCAGUACAAAGACUGCACCGCAGAAAUGUCAAAGAAAGUUUAUAACAACUAUCUUAAGUCUGAGCUUAAUACAGAGCCUUUCAAAAGCACCUGGAAUGAAGCUACAAAAUUAUGUAAAAACAAAGGUCUUUUCGGUUCAGAUAAUUUAGAAAAGGAACACGUCAUAGCAAUCUAUGCUUAUACAAUGGGAGGGGUUAAAGGCCAAAAGAAACUCAAUAGAGUCUUCAAUUAUCAAACGAAGACUGGAGGCAGGGACUAUGAAACAUUUCCCUUCAAGUCCCUCCAUUUCUUCCUAACAGAAGCUGUGCGUAUUCUCAAAGGAAAAGAUGAAGAAAAGUGUCGUACAGUGUUUAGGGGAACUAUUUGUGAGUUUGAGGUCCAGGAGAAUACUCCUGUACGAUUUGGACAGUUUACAUCUACCUCUUUGAAUAAGGACAUUGCAAAGACAUUUGGGACAGGUACAUUAUUUGAAAUAGAGACCUGUGAUGGUGCAUAUAUUAACAAGUACAGUCAUUUCAUUGGGCAAAACCAAGAAGAGGUUCUAAUCCCACCAUAUGAGACAUUUAAGGUUGUGUCCAAGGAAGGAAACGUGAUUCAACUGAAACACAUGGACUAUGCAAAUGACCAAAACUGUUUAGCAUUGAAAAACAUACCGAGUACCUCCAAUGCCAGCGCUAGAAAAAUAAAUACAAAUAAGGCUGCUAAUGGUGGAACGAAAAAAUCUGGAUAAACAGUGACACAAAAGACAACUGGUUGGCUCGGUUCACCUAAGGUGGUGACGGCGCUGAAUGGGAGAGGCUGCCCUGACUUUCCUGCCCUUUGUCUGCCCAUUCUUGCUUUCUUUUAGCUUUGAUUUUGAACCUAGCAUAUAAUAUAAACCGUGUUAGUUAGCAAAGAAAAUACAUGUACAAACAAGCAAACAUUUAGCAUUCAUUCUUUUGUGUUUAAAUAAACUAUGUUGGGUAAGGUUUAAACCAUA
Molecule: messenger RNA, 1172 nt
Organism: Acipenser ruthenus (sterlet)
Lineage: Eukaryota; Metazoa; Chordata; Actinopteri; Acipenseriformes; Acipenseridae
Product: erythroblast NAD(P)(+)--arginine ADP-ribosyltransferase-like
Exons: 6
Coding region: 3-923 (306 amino acids)
Molecular function (GO): NAD+ poly-ADP-ribosyltransferase activity; NAD+-protein-arginine ADP-ribosyltransferase activity
Source: RefSeq, a predicted model, not a curated record